Molecule: messenger RNA, 1510 nt
Organism: Grus americana (Whooping crane)
Lineage: Eukaryota; Metazoa; Chordata; Aves; Gruiformes; Gruidae
Exons: 10
Coding region: 1-1206 (401 amino acids)
Source: RefSeq, a predicted model, not a curated record
AUGCGCCGCAGCGUGCACCAAUUCAUGGGACUCUUCUGCAAGAAGUGGCAGCAGUUGCCUUCCGGCAGCACUUCUGGUCAGCCCUAUGCUGCCACCACCACCAGUGCCUAUGAGCUGCAGAAGGAGGACCUGGGCAGGCUGCACCACACAGCUGCCCGCAGCGACCCAGCCUGGCUGAGGCGGUGGCAUUGGUGGCUGAAGAGAGUUGGCAUCAACAGGCGAGACACAGAGAAAUGUAAGGUACCGAUGGAAAACACAGAUGGUGAAAAGACAGAAGAAUCUUCUGCAGGUGGUGCAGCAGACAAGGCAGUUCUCAGCACCUCCCGCCCAGUGAGAACUGCUGACUUUACACACGCUGCAAUUGCUCAGCACAGAGGAGGUGCCCUGCCAGCAGGAGGAGCAGAGCAAGAGGAAGAUGCUGAAUCUCUCAGGGAUUUCGAGGACUGGGUCACACAGCUGCAGCAGAAGCUUGCUGAUGCUCUUAAAAAGCAAUCUAUGUCAGAAGCUUCACUGGAUGUUACUAUGCUCUACAACCGUGACCUGGAGGAAGACAAUCUGUGCUUGCAAAAGGAAUUGGACACGGUUGAAGCUGAGUUGCAGGAGUUGGAAGAACAGCGUCUUCAGUCUGAGCAUUGUGUUCGUGACUUGAAGACUGCCUUGGAUAAUAAGGAAAGAGAAGUCACAGCUUCUUCCCAGAAACUGCAGGACCUCCUGUUGGCAUCUUCAGGGGCUAAUACUACUGUAAAACAACUGGAAGAACACGUGCAACGCCUUGAAAUUGAAAAUGCCAGAUUGGAAGCCACAGUCCAGCAACAGAGCAGUAGGAUUGAAGCCCUUCAGAGAGACCUGCAAGCUUCUGCCUCAAUGCAAAAGCAGAAUCUGCUGGCUUGGACAUCAAAGGACUCACACAGCACGUGGGAAGAGCAAUUGAAGUCAAGAUACUACCUUGAAGAGCGUGCUGCUCAGAAUGACAGGGAAAAGGCUCAACUUUUGCAACAGCACGACAGUAAAGGACGGCCAGUGAAGAAGCUGAUAGUGGGGAUAUGCAGAGAUGAAGUGCAUCUGUGUGAAGAAUUGAGAAUAAACUUCAAACUGCAGAAGGACUGUGAGAGGUUGAUUAGCCUUCUGAGCAGAGCUAUGAAGAAACUGAGAGUGUAUGAGGGGAGAGAAGUGGAGGCCCCCCCCAUUGUUUAUAGGAAGAAAUGAAGAACAACUGCUCUGAAAUGGUCACUGAAGGUGGUAGAUGAAGAACAAAGCUGAUGAGAUGGCAUCAUUACCCAUCAGAAGAUGCUGGAGCAGAGAAGUCCCAACUCCAGAAAACAAGGAGCGGUUAUACUGAGAGGAAAGGUUUCCCUUCCACCUGCUAAUUUAGGGACUGGAGUUGCCAGGCAGUGAGGAAGAGCAGCCAUGGCCACCACACUGGCAGGAAGAUGACAGUUUUGUGCUGCUACCACCAUCUAAUGCCAAAUAUGUUGUUCCAACUUGAUGUUUAAUAAAAUGUGUAAUCCAG